AUUUCUAUAGUUAUUAUAGAUUUGUAGGGUUAUUCAGAAGUCUUUCAGGUAAGAGUCUAGUUCGUUCCAAUAACAGUCGCAAUAUGAAAUGCUUCUCGAGUUUAACUAUUUUCUCUACUAUUUUCAUAGUUUGCAUGACAAUCCAAAUUAUUUAUGCUAGACCAAAUGAUUUGGCUGCAAAACUUGAAAAACUAUUGCGUGAUCCAGAAAAUGAUGACAAAUUUAAUGAGAUUGGUGCUUUUGAAGAGGAAAAAAAUUAUAGUUAUGAAGGCUCUGGAUAUUCCCCUACUAAUUCCCCUAUUAAUGUUGUAACGCCACGAUUCUAUACAACCAAAGAACCAACAACUGAAAGUACUUUAAGGGUCGACUUUUCAAGCCAAAGACAGCGUAUGUUUACUCUUUUAUCAUCAAUGUUUGCAUAUAUGAUGGCUUCAUUGCAAUUUUUUAAUUAAAAAUUAAAUUUAACGCAUUUUAAUAAUGAUUUCAGUUAAAGAUAUAUAUAAA
Molecule: messenger RNA, 504 nt
Organism: Teleopsis dalmanni
Lineage: Eukaryota; Metazoa; Arthropoda; Insecta; Diptera; Diopsidae
Exons: 2
Coding region: 84-452 (122 amino acids)
Source: RefSeq, a predicted model, not a curated record